This is a messenger RNA of Oppiella nova, 2580 nucleotides long. The record is from the annotation of a GenBank genome assembly. NCBI's taxonomy places the organism in Eukaryota, Metazoa, Arthropoda, Arachnida, Sarcoptiformes, Oppiidae.
AUGUGUAGCACAUGUAAGCAAGUAUUCGGCUCGUCAUGGCUUCUCAUACAACACGUACAGAACCUGCACGGCCUCAAGAUAUACGUGGAUAUCUUCAAUAGUGAGCCAUCGAUAUUGCCUCCCAUUGACGGCCAUCACUCGCACCAUCACUCCCAGAGCCACAACCAGUCUCGCAGUGGAUCGAGUGGUGGCCACACAUCGAGUCAAUCGCUGGGAAGCAAUAACAUGAGUGCUUCGCAUCACUCGGCGCUACAACUCUUGCGAAUGCCGUUAAGUGAGCGCCAAUUCCCGGUCCAAUCGUUCAUCGCCGCCGCCGCCGCUGCAGCCGCCGGACGAGCCAGUGGUGGCACCGGUGGUCACGGCACUAGUCAUUCAGAGAUGUUCACCGGUUCUAAUGUCUCGUCAACUCUGAACCAUUCGGUGUCCGGAAUGUUCUCCGACGCCCACAACCUCUUCGGAACCAGUGCUCCGCCGGACUCGACCUCAACAGUCAAGAACUCUCCCGGAAGUUCGGCGAGGCAUCAGAGCAAUACAUGUCUGGCAUUACCGCCGCCGCCCUCUCUCUCAUUUGACACUCACCUCGACUUCUAUUCGCAACGAUUGCGUCAAUUAGCCGGAGCCACGAGUCCGGCCGCCGGCACCACCUCUACAUCGCCCGGCAGAAAGUUAACGCCCCCUUCGUAUCUACAAAUGUCUUCCUCUAACACAAGAACUUCGCCCACAAUAUCAAUGACAACGUCGACAAUCGCAUUGUCCGAUCGGUCGGCCACACCGACAGCAUUACUGAAUCCCUCGAGUCCUAAAUCAAAGUCAUGUGAAUUCUGUGGCAAAUCAUUCAGAUUUAUGAGUAAUCUUAUAGUUCACAGACGUUCUCAUACGGGAGAAAAGCCCUUCAAAUGCCAUAUCUGUAACCACGCGUGCACUCAGGCCUCCAAACUCAAGAGACAUAUGAAGACACAUCUCAGAGAACGCAAUAAUAUCUCCAACUCUGCGCUCAAUCUAAACAACUCUCACAUGAAUUGCUCGGAAAACACCACAGAUUCGGGCAAUUCUGCGCCCGACUCGUCCACCCCUUCCUCUAAAAACCACUUAAGUCUUCCGACCACUACCACAACCAACGGCGGAGAUAUUGAUCUCUUGGAUGACGACGAAGAUAUCGAUGACGACGAAGACAUUGAGGACGAGGACGAAGAGAUCGAUGAAGAAGGCAAUGAAGGAGAAGACGGUGACAAUGGAGACAACUCUCGGACGUCUAGUGUUGAGAUGGUAGCCGAAGACUUGUCGCGCACAACAGGAAACACGAAUGGAAAGGUGGGCACUGAUAGCAAUAGUCCCUCCACUGUGUCGACUGUGGCCACCCGUACCUCAAGUGCAAUGCAAUCACUUUUGGGUGAAGUGAUGGAAAAGAUAGGCUUAACAGACAUUCAGCAGUACAACGAAGCUUACAAACAGGCCCUCGAAGAGAGUGUCAAGACAGUGGUGGGGUCUGUAGGGUCUGUAAGCACCGGUGGUUCUGUGAAACUGGAACGACCCUCUUCUUCAUCGAGUCAUUUGUCUUCAUCAGAACAUCAUAACCACAACACCAGUGGUUUGCAUAUAAAUAAUAUCCUAAAGCACUCGAAGUCCCAUUCGUCACACCAUUCGCAUCAUUCACACCAUUCAUCCCAUUCGGCUGCCAGUCCUCAUCGCCAGAGUUUUAACGAAUUGGUGGCCGGAAUCGGGAAUUCAGUCAUGACUUCUGGAGGGAAUGCAGGGAUCAGUCCUGCCAGCAGUCUAUUGAGCAGUGCCUUCGAUCAUCACAACCCUUUCGAUCCGAAACGUCUGAAACUAGACUUCAAUGCGGCGUCCGAUCAAAGAGACCCACUCUAUGCCGGUCUAUGGCUGCCAUCAGUGGCCGCCAAUCCUUUUACCGCCUCUUUUGCUCAUCACUUAUCGGCCGCGUCUGACUCAGUGGCGGCCGAAUUGGUCCGAAACAAAGUAGUGGACAGCAGUGCCUUCUGUAAGAACUCAUCGUCGAUGUCGACGUCGAGCAGUAGUCCCCGUCCCGGGCCUUCUUGUCGUAGUCUCCAUACGCCUCCAUCGCAACACCACAUCCAUAGCAAUAGCAAUAACACUUCCCCGACAGGCAGUAGUGGACGGGCAGCGAACACACCACCGGUUAAUGAGCGCCGCAAAGAGCAUCACACCCGGAGCCGAAACGACACGUGUGAGUAUUGCGGCAAAGUCUUCAAGAAUUGCUCCAACCUUACGGUCCACAGGCGCUCACAUACGGGCGAAAAGCCCUAUAAGUGUGAAUUGUGUUCAUACGCCUGCGCCCAGAGCUCCAAACUGACCCGACAUAUGAAAACUCACGGCCGACUCGGCAAAGACGUCUACAAAUGCCGGUUCUGUGAAAUGCCUUUCUCUGUGCCGAGUACUCUGGAAAAGCAUAUGAGAAAGUGUGUCGUCAACCAGAAUAGCUCCGGACUCCCCGUCGGCGUCAACAGCGAGCUCGCACUCAUGGCUCUACACCACACACUAUCCAACACCAGCACCGGUAGUAACGACAAAGACUCGGACUCCAAUCCGAUGAUAUCGUAA